CAUUUAAGCCUCGAAUCUCUCUCUCUCUUUCUGGAAAUCUUUUCACAGGCCGUCCCGCCAUGUCCGACGGGACUCGUCAGCUUGAUCACUGCAGUCGUUGAGUGAAGCGGCCGCCGGAGUUCUUCCAUUUCCGGAGCGGUUGUCGAUUGCUGUCCGAACAAGAUGUUGGAGGAUCAGGUGGCGAACCUGCUGCAGAGGUACCUCGGCAAUUACGUCCGGGGCCUCAACAAAGAAGCUCUCAAAAUCAGCGUGUGGCGAGGUGAUGUAGAACUAACGAAUAUGCAGUUGAAGCCAGAGGCACUCAAUGCCUUGAAGUUGCCUGUGAAGGUGAAAGCAGGAUUUCUUGGAUCCGUCAAACUCAAGGUACCAUGGAGCAGGCUAGGACAAGACCCUGUGUUGGUGUACCUGGAUCGCAUUUUUCUAUUGGCUGAACCUGCAACCCAAGUUGAGGGAUCUAGUGAGGAUGCUGUUCAAGAAACUAAGAAAACUCGAGUGCGGGAAAUGGAAAUGAAGCUGUUGGAGAGGUCACAACAAUUGAAGACAGAAGUGAAUAAAUCUUGGCUGGGUUCAUUGAUAAGCACGAUAAUUGGGAACCUGAAGCUUUCAAUUUCUAAUAUCCACAUCAGAUAUGAGGAUGUUGAAAGCAAUCCAGGACACCCUUUUGCUGCUGGUGUAACAUUGGAGAAACUCACAGCUGUGACAGUUGAUGAUAAUGGAAUGGAGACUUUUGUUACCGGGGGUGCACUAGACCGGAUACAAAAGUCUGUUGAACUUGAGCGACUUGCAGUUUAUCUUGAUUCUAAUAUAUCCCCAUGGCAUUUAGACAAGCCAUGGGAGGAGUUGCUUCCCUCAGAAUGGGUCCAGGUUUUCAGAUUUGGGACUUCCAGUGGGAAACCCGCUGAUAGGCUUUUUAAGAAGCAUGGUUAUGUUCUGCAACCUGUAACUGGAAAUGCAAAGUAUGUUAAGUUGCGGCCAAAUGAACACACCAAGAAAGAUCAACCUAUGCAGAAGGCAGCUGUCAACUUAGAUGAUGUUACACUCUGUAUAUCAAAGGAUGGAUACAGGGACGUUCUAAAGUUAGCAGACAAUUUUGCAGCGUUUAACCAGCGCUUGAAAUAUGCUCAUUAUCGUCCACAAGUAUCAGUGAAAUCAAGUCCGCGUACUUGGUGGAAAUAUGCUUACCUUGCAAUUUCUGAUCAGAUAGAGAAGGGCAGUGGCAGAUUAUCAUGGGAGCAGGUUCUUAGAUAUGCAAGAUUAAGAAAGAGAUACAUAUAUCUUUAUGCUUCACUGCUUAAAUCUGAUCUAAGUCGAGCAAUAGUAGAUGAUAAUGAGGAGAUUGAGGAAUUGGAUCGUGAGCUUGACAUUGAACUCAUCAUUCAAUGGAGGAUGUUGGCCCACAAGUUUGUGGAGCGUUCAGAAUCUGCUCUCUACUUAAGGAAACAGAAGGAAAAGCAGUCAUGGUGGUCCUUUGGAUGGAAUAGGCAAUCUUAUAAAGAUGAAAGUGAACCGCUCCAUUUCACGGAGGAGGAUUGGGAGCAGCUGAAUAAGAUUAUAGGAUAUAAAGAAGCCGAUGAUGAGCAAUCGAUUAUUAGUACCGAUAAACCAGAUGCGCUAAAUACUUAUUUGGAAGUUAACAUGAAGCACAAUGCGUCGAAGCUUGUUGACGAGGCCCAAGAUAUUGCUGCAUUGUCUUGUGAAAACCUUGGUUGCUCUAUAAAGCUUUACCUAGAGGCUAAAGUUAUUGAUGUAAGACUGGGAUCAUAUCAAUUAUCAUCACCAAGUGGUCUGCUGGCAAAGAGUGCUACCGCUUCUGACUCUUUAGUCGCACUUUUCUGUUACAAACCAUUUGAUGCUAACGUGGAUUGGAGCAUGGUCGCUAAAGCUUCUCCAUGUUACAUGAUGUACCUGAAGGAUUCUGUUGAUCAAAUUAUCGAUUUCUUUGAAAGCAAUGCUGGUGUCAGUCAAAUGAUAGCCUUGGAAACUGCAGCAACAGUGCAGAUGACCAUCGAUGAGGUCAAGCGAAGUGCUCAGCAGCAGGUUAACAGAGCUCUGAAAGAUCAGUCAAGAUUUUUACUGGACUUUGAUAUUGCUGCUCCCAAGAUCACAAUUCCAACCGAUUUCUGUCCUGACAAUGAUCAUCCAACAAAGCUUCUGCUCGACUUGGGGAAUUUGUUGAUUCGUACGCAGGAUGAUGAUGAUGGUGAUGUUGAUGAGGAAUCAACUGCAGAGAGGAAUAUGUAUUUGCAGUUUAAUUUGGUUUUGAGUGACGUGUCUGCUUUUUUGGUUGAUGGUGACUACUCUUGGAGCCAAAACCCUUUGAAUGGCUCUUUUGGCGUUAGAACUCUUUUGCCUGUCAUUGAUAGGUGUGGUGUUAGCUUACAUCUUCAUCAGAUUCGGUUGGAGAAUCCAUCAUAUCCUUCCACAAGACUUGCUGUUCGACUGCCUUCAUUGGGGUUUCACUUUUCUCCAGCCCGAUACCAUCGGCUGAUGCAGAUAAUGAAGAUGUUUCAGAAAGAGGAUGCUGAAACAUUAGAUUCAAAUCAGCCUUGGAGUCAAGCUGAUUUGGAAGGGUGGUCCUCUAUUCUUGUGUGGAAGGGAAGAGAAGCGGUUUGGCAGAGGACGUACCUCUGCUUAGUGGGUUCUUUUCUAUAUAUACUUGAGAGCCCUGACUCGCGAUCUUACAAGCAGUAUAUCAGUUUGCGAGGCAAACAGAUUUAUCAAAUUCCCUCAGAAUCUGUGGGCAAUGCAGACUAUGUCCUUGCAGUCUCUGAUGCUGCGCGAUCUAAUAACAAGAUUAUAGAAGAUAGGAAUGCAGUGAUCCUCAAAUGGGACAUGGAGGAGUCAAGGAACCUUUGGCAAAAACGUUUGCAAGGGGCUAUUUACCGUGUUUCGGGUCCUGUACCUAUAGCAGGUCUAUCUGAAAGUUCUUCAGAUAAUGAAGAUUCUCUGAGUGGAGAUCACGAUGAACAAGCUCUUGUAGAUUUAUCCAAUUUAGAGAAAGUAUUCAUCACGGGUGUUCUUGAUGAAUUGAAAAUCUGCUUCUAUUAUAAUAAGCUGCAUGAGCAGAGCUUUAUGAGAGUUCUACUUGCUGAUGAACACAGUUUAUUUGAAUUUCGGGCAAUUGGUGGUCAGGUUGAGCUUUCGCUUAGAGCAAACGACAUGUUCAUUGGGACUUUCUUGAAAUCAUUGGAGAUUGAAGAUUUAGUCUCCAAAAGUUCUGCUUCUCAGUCUUGCUACUUGGCAAGAUCUUUUAUUGGAAAUGUUGAUGCAUCAUCAUCUUUUGAUGAUGCGAAGAACUUGGAUACUGAUGAAAGAACGGUCAGUGAAGGAGAUGAUAAAUUCUAUGAGGCACCUGAGAAUUUGCUUGAUCCAACUGAUUCACCAUUGCCAUCAUCAGUAAAUGUGACUGAGAAUGAGGGGCCAGUAUCCAUUUCCCAGUCUCAAAAAAUGUUCUUGAAGCCUCCAAGUUUUUGUCGCAUUGCUGGUCUUCUCCCUUAUGAUACCUCAUGGUCCACUCACGAAAAUAUUGAACUGACUGAUACAAUUGAGAGUUUUGUGAAAGCCCAGAUUAUUAUCUACGAUCAGAACUCCCCUUUGUACAAUAAUAUUGAUAAGCAGGUCACCGUGACCCUUGCAACACUUUCGUUCUUCUGCCGAAGACCGACUAUCCUUGCCAUCAUGGAAUUUGUCGAUGCAAUCAAUGCUGAGGAUGAAAACUGCGAGUCAUUCAGCGAUAACUCACCAAUAGCCAUUGCGAAGCAUGACAGUCCUCAGGAUGUGGCUGAGGAUCGGCUUUCAGUAAACGUGGAGGAAUCUGUUGUCAAGGGUCUGUUAGGGAAGGGAAAAUCCAGGACUGUAUUCAAUUUGACAUUAAACAUGGCUAGUGCUCAGAUCCUUUUGAUGAAUGAGAAUGAAGCUAAGAUUGCUACUUUGUCGCAAGAUAAUUUGCUAACUGACAUUAAGGUGUUCCCUUCCUCAUUUUGCAUAAAGGCUUCUCUGGGGAACUUAAGAAUCAGUGAUGACAGUCUUCCUAGCAAUCAUAUGUACUACUGGAUCUGCGACAUGAGAAAUCCUGGGGGCAGUUCAUUCGUUGAGUUGCUUUUUAGUUCAUUUAGCCCUGAUGAUGAAGACUACCAAGGUUAUGAGUAUGGCCUCUCCGGACAGCUUUCAGAAGUUCGUGUUGUGUAUUUGAAUCGCUUUGUUCAGGAGGUUGUCAACUAUUUCAUGGGUCUUGUACCUAGCAAUUCGAAAGACAUUGUCAAGUUGAAUGAUCAGAUUACAAAUUCAGAGAGAUGGUUUACAGCUAGUGAAAUUGAGGGUUCACCUGCUAUGAAGUUGGAUCUUUCACUUAAGAGCCCUAUAAUAUUGAUGCCCCGUCGGACAGAGAGCCUUGAUUAUUUGAAGCUUGAUGUUGUGCAUAUUACAGUCGAGAACAACUUUCGGUGGUACUUUGGCAGUAAAAAAGAGAUAAAUGCUGUACAUGUGGAGAUGAUGACAAUUUUGGUUGAGGACAUCAACUUGAAUGUUGGUACUGGUGAGCAACUAGGGGAGAGCAUAAUCCGUGAUUUUAAGGGGGUUUCCAUCACAAUUCAGAGAUCACUUCGAGACUUGUUGCAUCAAAUACCUAAUAUUGAAGUUGCAGUCAAGAUAGAAGAAUUGAAAGCCACUCUGUCAAGCAGGGAAUACCAGAUAAUCACAGAAUGUGCAGAGUCUAAUAUUUCUGAGACACCAAAUCUUCUGCCCCCAGUGAACCAUGAUUUUCCGGCACCUUCACCUGAUCGUGAAAAACUUCCUGUUCCUCAAGGUUCAGAGGUUGAAGCUGUUUCUCCAAAGGGUGAAUCAUGGACUGUAAUUAAAGUUUCAGUCAUUAUUGAUCUGGCUGAAAUGUGUCUACGUACUGGGCUAGCAGGAGAUGCACCUCUUGCAACUGUGCAGAUAAGUGGGGUGUGGCUGUUGUACAAGUCUAACAGCACAGGGGAAGGCCUUCUAUCAGCGUCACUUGGUGGUUUCACAGUGAUAGAUGAUCGUGAUGGAAUUGCAGAGCAAUUUAGAUUGGCUAUUGGAAAAUCUGAUGAUAUCGGUAAUAAUCCACUAAAUCAAACGACAAAUCAUGGUAACCGGAGCACAGAUUAUAUAGAUAUUCUGAAAGACCAUGAUGUUAGAUUACAUCCUACAAUGCUUAUGCUCGACGCGAAAUUUAGCAACUCGACAUUUCUCUCUGUUUGCAUCCAAAGGCCGCGAUUACUGGUUACGCUGGACUUCCUGCUUGCUGUUGUUGAGUUUUUCGCCCCCAAUGUUGGUGAUAUGCUGUCAAAUGAAGAAGGUAAAAAGUCCUUUUAUGAUGUGGAUGCAAUUGUCUUGGAACAGUCAACUCAUAGGCAACCUUCUCCUGAAAUCAUCAUCUCACCUCAGAGGCCCUUAAUUAUUGAUGAUGAGAGAUUCGAGCAUUUCAUUUAUGACGGUCAGGGUGGAAUAUUGUGUCUCAAAGAUAGGCAUGGUUCCGUUCUUUCUGCACCAAGCUCAGAGACAAUAAUAUAUGUCGGAAGCGGAAAACGACUUCAAUUCAGGAAUGUGACCAUCAAGAAUGGGAGGUAUUUGGAUUCUUGUAUUCUACUUGGUGCCAACAGUAGCUAUUCAGCUUUGGAGGAAGACAAGGUUCACUUGGAAGAAUAUGAUGAGGCUUCUCAUAAGCAGUCAUCCACAGUAGGUUUAAAUCGCGUAGCAUCUCGAAGUGCUCCUGUGCAGCAGACCUCAGAAUUGAUCCUUGAGUUGCAGGCUAUUGGCCCGGAGCUAACCUUCUACAAUACAUCGAAAGAUGUGGGCAUGUCACAAUCACUUGUUCUCUCAAACAAACUUUUGCAUGCUCAGUUGGAUAUAUUCUCCAGGCUUGUAUCGAAGGGUGAUGCACUUGAGUUGGAUGCUAGUGCUUUAGGUUUUAGUAUGGAGAGCAAUGGAAUCAGAAUAUUAGAGCCUUUCGACACAAAGUUGAAGUAUUCAAAUGCUUCUGGAAAGACCAAUAUACAUCUAUCAGUUUCUGAUGUGUUCAUGAACUUCUCAUUCAGUAUCUUGAGACUGUUUUUAGCAGUUGAAGAGGAUAUCUUGGCCUUUCUGAGAAUGUCAUCGAAGAAAAUGACUGUUGUCUGUACUCAGUUCGACAAAGUUGGAACAAUCAGAAAUCCCCAAAAUGAUCAGGUGUAUGUCUUUUGGAGGCCCUGUGCACCUCCCGGAUUUGCCAUUCUUGGGGAUUAUCUAACUCCGAUGGAAAAGCCACCUACCAAAGGAGUACUUGCCAUAAAUACCAACUUUGCAAGAGUCAAGAAACCCAUAUCCUUCAAACUUAUAUGGCCUUCUCCAGGAAGCUCCAAGCAAGCUCUGCAUAAUCAAAAUUCACUUGAGGCAGAAAUCACGGACUGUUCCAUUUGGUUUCCUGAAGCACCAAAAGGCUAUGUUUCUCUGGGAUGUGUUGUUUCACAAGGGAUGCAGCCACCACCACUAUCUUCUGUCUCUUGCAUCUCAGUGUCGUUGGUCACUCCUUGUUCCUUGAGGGACUGUAUUACGAUCAGCUCCAACGAUCUAUACCCUACUGAUUUAGCAUUCUGGCGCGUGGACAACUCUGUUGGUACUUUCCUCCCAGUGGAUCCGACUUUCCAUUUGAUCGGCAGGGCAUAUGAACUGCGUCACGUGAUGUUCAGUUUUCUCGAUUCUCAGAAGGCAUAUGACAGCUUAGAUGCCCAAGCUUCUUCUCCUGGUCAUAUUGAUACUGUGCAGUUAGAAAGAUCUAUUGAGGCGACUGGCCAUAGAUUUGAGGCAGUUGCUAGUUUCCGGUUGAUUUGGUGGAAUCAAGGCUCAAGCUGCAGAAAGAGACUUUCCAUAUGGCGCCCAUUAGUCCCUCCAGGGAUGGUGUAUUUUGGAGACAUUGCUGUCCGAGGGUAUGAGCCACCAAAUACUUGCAUUGUUCUCCAUGGUGCUGGAAAUGAAGAAAUCUUCCGGGCUCCUGUAGACUUCCAGCUUGUGGGACAGGUCAAGAGAUAUAGGGGAAUGGAAAGUAUCUCUUUUUGGAUGCCUCAAGCUCCACCGGGUUUUGUUUCCUUAGGCUGUGUUGCCAGUAAGAGCAUGCCGAAACAGAAUGACUUCAGCUCAUUGAGAUGUAUUCGCAGUGAUAUGGUGAGUGGAGAUCAAUUCUUGGAUGAAAGAUUAUGGGAUACAUCUGAUGCUAAGGCCGCAGAACCAUUCAGCAUUUGGGCUGUUGGUAAUGACUUGGGGACAUUUAUAGUGCGCACCGGUUUUAAAAAACCUCCACGAAGAUUUGCGUUGAAGCUGGCAGAACUUAAGUUGUCAAGCGGUUCAGACGACAUGGUUAUUGAUGCUGAAAUAGGAACUUUCUCUGCUGCACUUUUUGAUGACUACGGUGGUCUGAUGGUUCCAUUGUUAAAUAUAUCUUUACAUGGAGUGGGAUUUAGCUUACAUGGAAAAGCAGACCAAGUGAACUCCACAAUCAGCUUCUCCUUCUCUGCUAGGUCAUAUAAUGAUAAGUAUGAAUCCUGGGAACCACUUGUUGAGCCUGUGGAUGGAUUUUUAAGGUACCAAUAUGAUCUAAAUGCCCCGGGUGCAGCUUCUCAAUUACGUUUAACCUCCACGAAAGAUUUGAAUCUGAACGUCUCAGUUUCUAGUGCUAAUAUGAUUAUUCAAGCAUAUGCCAGCUGGAGCAAUCUCAGCCUUGCCCAGGAAAUCAAUAGGAGAAGGGAAUCUAUUUCUUCAACAUAUGGUGGAGGAGCAGUCAUUGGUGUUCAUCACAAGAGGGAUUACUUUAUCAUCCCACGGAAUAAACUUGGUCAGGAUAUUUACAUUCGGGCAACUGAGGUCAGGGGACUUUCAAAUAUUAUAAGGAUGCCAUCUGGAGAUAUGAAGACACUGAAAGUUCCUGUUCUGAAAAAUCUGUUGGAUGCUCACUUGAAAGGCAAAUCUAACAUCGAAAUUAGAGGGAUGGUAACAGUGCUCAUAUUGGAUGCACAGAUUCCUAGAGGGGACACUACGGGUUCCCAUCAGUAUGCGGUGGCCAUCCGGCUUGUGCAAGACCGAAGUCAUGGUGAAACGCUGCUUAACCACCAAAGUGCACGCACACAUGGAAGCAGCUCAGACCAGUCUGCAUCUUCUGAGCAUGAAACUAUAUCUUGGAGUGAAAUCUUCUUCUUCAAAGUUGAUCACCCAGAUAAUUACAUGGUGGAACUAAUUCUCACAGAUAUGGGCAAGGGCAAUGCCAUUGGGUUCUUCUCGGCACCUUUAAAGCAAAUAGCAGGAAACAUCCUAGACAACAUUGAUCAAUCAAGUUAUUUCAAUAAACUAAUCUGGAUAGAUUUAUUUUCUGCCAAAUCCGCUGAUGCAAAUGGACGAGAAAGCACUGAUAAUCUACGGGGGAGAAUACGAUGUUCCAUACUCUUUUCACCCGGAUCUGAGGUUGAUGACAGCUCUUUGACUGAUAGACGAUCGGGAUUUAUCCAAAUCAGUCCCACUAAGGAAGGUCCGUGGACAACUGUGAGGCUGAACUACGCAGCCCCUGCUGCAUGUUGGCGGUUGGGGAACAAUGUUGUCGCCAGUGAAGUGAGUGUAAAGGAUGAUCACAGAUAUGUUGAUAUACGAUCCCUUGUAUCAAUGCGAAACAACACAGAUUUUACACUGGACUUGUGCCUCAAGUUGAAAGGUUUGGGUGAUGGUACAAGGCAGUUCGAUGAUGUUAUUGAGGUUGAGGAGUUACAAAUGAACGGUGAGAAAGUGGAAAGAGAUGAGUAUUUUGAGACACAGAAGUAUGACCCGAGCAUCGGUUGGGUUAGCAGCUCUACUUUACCGAAGCAAGAAGAAUUUGAUAGAGGCCUAGACAAGGACAAUCCCAACGCAGAGUUACCUUUGGGCUGGGAAUGGAUUGACGAUUGGCAUCUAGAUAAGACAUCAGUAAAGAAUUCUGAUGGUUGGGUUUAUGCCCCAGAUGUCGAAAGUUUGAAGUGGCCAGAGUCAUUGAGUUCUCUUAAUUCUGUGAAUUAUGCGAGGCAAAGAAGAUGGGUCCGCAAUAGAAGGCUAAAUUCAGGUGAUCUGAAACAAGAGAUCUUUAUGGGAAGAUUAAGCCCCGGAGAAUCUGUUCCUAUUCCUUUGUUGGCUUUGUCUCAGUCAGGACAGUAUCUGUUGCAAUUGAGGCCUUCUAAAAUCUCUGACUCCAGUGAGUAUUCCUGGAGUUCAGUAGUGGAAACACCGGAGAAGUUAGGUAAAGCUGAAGGAGUUCCUGAAAUUUGCGUUUCGGCCCUAACUGAAGCUGAUGAACUCCUGUGCUGCACCGAGCUUAAUGGAACUUCGUCCAAUGGAGCCCACAGACUCUGGUUUUGCGUAAGCAUACAAGCAAUGGAGAUUGCAAAAGACAUACAUUCAGAUCCUAUUCAGGAUUGGAGUAUCGUGGUUAAAUCCCCUCUUUCAUUCACCAACUUCCUUCCUCUUUCCGCUGAGUAUGCUGUUCUUGAGAUGCACGCAGGAGGCAAUUUUAUUUCUUGUGCACGGGGAAUACUUACUCCAGGGAAUGUUGUCAAUGUUUACUCUGCCGACAUAACAAACCCAUUGUUCUUAUCAUUUAUUCCACAGAGAGGAUGGCUUCCUGUACAUGAAGCUGUUCUUAUUGCUCACCCACGUGAAGUUCCACCUAAAACAAUGAGCCUAAGAAGUGUCAUUACUGGAAGGAUUGUCCAUGUUAUUCUCGAGCAAAAUUUUGACAAAGCUCAACCUGUCCUUGCAAAAGUCAUUAGAGUGUAUGCUCCGUACUGGGUUUCAAUUGCUAGAUGUCCCCCAUUGAAGUAUCGGUUUAUGAACUUGGGAGGGAAGAAAAGUACCAGGAAGCUGUCUCUUCCAUUUCAUUCUGCGAAAAGUAACGAACUGAGCUUGGAGGAAAUAACGGAGGAGGAGAUAUAUGAUGGUUAUACAAUAGCUUCUGCUUUGAAUUUCAACAUGCUAGGCCUUUCAGUGUCCUUUUCCACUGAAGAGCAGUUUGGACCUGUUAAAGAUCUGUCUUCCCUUGGAGACAUGGAUGGAUCGGUGGCUAUUAAUGCCUAUAAUGCUGAUGGAAAAUGCAUGAAGAUUUUCAUUUCUACGAAACCGAGCCCCUAUCAGUCUGUUCCUUCAAAGGUGCUUUGCGUCCGACCGCACAUGACAUUCACUAACAGAAUGGGUCAGGACAUAUAUUUGAAGUUAAGCAGUGAAGACGAACCAAAAAUUCUUCAUGCAUCUGAUUCAAGAGUAUCUUUCUUGUAUCAUGAAACCAGUGGGUCUGAUAAGCUUCAGGUUCAAUUGGAAGAUACUGACUGGUCAUUCCCUAUUGAAAUUACAAAAGAAGAUACUAUUUCGUUGGUCUUGAGAAGACAAGAUGGAACCCGAAAAUUCAUUCGCACAGAAAUACGUGGCUAUGAGGAAGGCUCACGAUUCAUUGUCGUAUUCCGCCUUGGAUCAAUGUUCGGUCCAAUUAGGAUAGAGAACAGGACAAGCAGAACAAUCAGUAUUCGCCAGUCUGGAUUCAGCGAAUAUUAUUGGAUUCGAUUGCAGCCUCAUUCGGCAACAAAUUUUUGUUGGGAGGAUCCGUAUGGGCAAAAAUUUAUUGACACUAAAGUCGAUGAAGACUACAGUACUGGAACUUGGACAUUUGAUUUGGAAAAGUCAGGGCAUUAUUCUUUGGACGAGGGGGAACAGGAUCUUCAAAUUAGUCUCCAUGCUGUAGAAAUGGGUGACAUCAAGGUUGCAUGGUUUAUAGAUCAGAGGACAGAGUUAACUUCAAACAACAACAGUAGGUUUCUGACUCCUACGGGAAACUGGGGAAAUGCUAACAUGCAGGGAACGAGGCAGAGUAAUUCAACACCCCUAGAGCUUAUAGUCGAGUUGGGUAUUGUUGGGCUCUCUCUUGUUGAUCAUCGACCUAAGGAGCUUUCGUACUUGUAUCUUGAAAGAGUCUUUCUUUGUUACUCUACUGGCUAUGAUGGAGGGGCGACGACCAGAUUCAAGCUCAUACUGGGGCAUGUGCAGCUCGACAAUCAGCUUCCUUUGACUCUAAUGCCAGUACUUUUAGCACCAGAGCAAGCCACUGAUUUGCAUCAUCCUGUGUUCAAGAUGACUAUUACAGUAUGCAAUGAGAACCCCGAUGGUGUUCUGGUCUAUCCUUAUGUGUAUAUACGGGUGACAGAAAAUGGUUGGAGACUGAAUAUCCAUGAACCAAUUAUUUGGGCGGUGGUGGACUUCUACAACAAUAUCCAGUUGGAUCGAUUGCCUCGAACAUCUAGUGUCUCCCAAGUUGACCCAGAGAUACGGGUCAACCUAAUAGAUAUCUCAGAAGUUAGACUGAAGGUGUCACUGGAGACAGAACCAGCUCAAAGACCUCAUGGUCUUCUGGGUGUUUGGAGUCCCGUACUCUCGGCUGUUGGCAAUGCCUUGAAAAUACAGGUCCAUCUGAGGAGGGUGAUGCACAAAGACAGAUUCAUGCGCCAAAGUUCGAUUCUUCCAGCCAUCACAAAUCGCAUAUUUAGGGAUUUGAUUCAUAAUCCUCUACAUCUAUUGUUCUCAGUAGAUGUACUAGGAAUGGCGAGCUCAACAUUGGCCUCACUCAGUAAAGGAUUCGCGGAGCUCUCCACUGAUGGACAGUUUCUUCAAUUACGAUCAAAGCAGGUGCGAUCAAGGAGAAUCACUGGGGUGGGUGAUGCAAUCAUUCAAGGCACUGAAGCUCUGGCGCAAGGUGUUGCUUUUGGGGUUUCUGGAGUGGUAACAAAGCCUGUGGAGAGUGCAAGGCAGAAUGGUCUUUUGGGACUUGCCCAUGGGGUUGGGCGUGCUUUUCUUGGUUUUGUUGUUCAACCAGUUAGUGGGGCAUUGGACUUCUUUUCAAUGACGGUUGAUGGAAUUGGUGCUAGCUGUACCAAAUGCUUGGAGGUCUUUAAUAACAAGACUGAUUUUCAAAGAAUAAGAAAUCCUCGAGCUAUUCGUGCUGAUGGGAUUCUUAGGGAUUAUAAUGAAAGAGAGGCUCUUGGUCAGAUGAUACUGUAUCUCGCUGAAGCCAGUCGGCACUUCGGCUGCACUGAGAUUUUCAAGGAGCCAUCAAAGUUUGCAUGGUCUGACUAUUAUGAGGAGCACUUUCUUGUGCCUUAUAAGAGGGUUGUUCUGGUGAGCAAUAAGAGGGUCAUGCUGUUGCAGUGCCUUGAUCCCGACAAGAUGGACAAGAAACCUUGCAAAAUCUUAUGGGAUGUACCGUGGCAAGAGCUGCUGUCAUUGGAGUUGGCAAAAGCAGGAUUUCACCAUCCAUCUCACUUAAUACUUCACUUGAAGAAUUUCAGGAGAUCAGAAAGUUUCGUCAGGGUAAUUAAAUGUAACAUCCAGGAGGAACCAGAGGGAUCCAUACCUCAAGCUGUUAGAAUCUGUUCGGUUGUGCGGAAAAUGUGGAAAUCGUACGAGUCUGAUAUGAAAUGUGUGUCACUAAAGGUUCCUUCGAGUCAGAGGCAUGUCUACUUUGCUUGGAGUGAAGCAGAGGGAAGGGAAUCACGGGCUUCGAGUAAGGCUAUCAUUAAAACAAGAGAGCUUUCCUCGUCAAGUUCAGUAUCAGAUGAAAGGAGAUUUGUGAAACACAGCAUCACUUUCGUGAAGAUAUGGAGCAGCGAGCGAGAAACCAAAGGGAGAUGCACGUUGUGUAGAAAACAGGUUUCGGGAGAAAAUGAAAUCUGUACCAUUUGGAGACCAACUUGUCCAGAGGGGUAUGUCUCAAUCGGGGAUGUAGCUCAUGUCGGGACACACCCUCCGAACUGUGCCGCUGUCUACUGGAACAUAAAUGAACUGUUUGCUCUUCCAGUUGGCUAUGAUCUAGUAUGGAGGAAUUGUCUAGAUGACUACUCUACUCCCGUCUCCAUUUGGCAUCCUCGGGCUCCAGAUGGAUUUGUCGCUCUCGGUUGUGUAUCUGUGGCAAGUUAUUCAGAACCCGAGCCCGAUAUGGUAUACUGCGUGGCAGAGUCACUAGCAGAGCAGACCGAAUUCGAAGAACAGAAGGUUUGGACUGCCCCAGAUUCGUACCCAUGGGCCUGUCACAUUUAUCAAAUCAAAAGCGAUGCUCUCCACUUCGUUGCUCUGAGACAGGUGAAGGGUGAAUCGGACUGGAAACCCAUGAGAGUUCUCGAUGAACCGAGUUCUGCACUGCCCUCAUCAUCAGUUGCACGAGUAAUUAAUGUUGAUAUUUCUAGUUAGGGAGGGAUUUCCUUUUUUUUUUUUGGUUUUUUCAUUUGGAGGAGACCACAAAGGUGUACAUUAUAUAACAUAGUGUGGGGUAGGCUUCCCAUUCUUUUCAUCAGCGGGGUUUGCUGUUUCCCUUCACACCAUAUAGGUUCCUUACAUCACUCGCAGGGGGGCCCUGUUGGGGCAAAUUUUUCUUGUGUUUUGAGCUUUGAUUUUUAUGUGCAAUAGAAAAACUAUUCAUUCGUUUUUUUUUUUUAACAAAAAGAGAGAGAGGUGAAUCAGUCCAAAUUUAUCCUUUUGUUGA
Messenger RNA from Punica granatum (pomegranate), 13531 nucleotides. The record is from RefSeq and is a predicted model, not a curated record. Lineage: Eukaryota; Viridiplantae; Streptophyta; Magnoliopsida; Myrtales; Lythraceae.